AUGGCUCCGCUGCCACACAACCUCCAUCCAUGCCUACGCCUAGGACGCCGCCUCCUAGCGCUAGCACUCCUCGUCGUGACGGCCGUCUCUGCGGGGACCUCGCCGGAGAGUGACUUGUACGCUCUGUCCAAGCUCAAGUCCUCCCUACUCUCUGGCAGCGCCAGCAACAGUCCUUUGCUUGCCGACUGGGACAUCGAGACAUCGGCGUCAGGCGGCAUAUCAUCCCGGCCAAACCAUUGCAACUUCUCCGAGAUCACCUGCGACGCCUCCAACCGCGUAGUCUCCAUCAACCUCACCGGCGUCCCUCUCCACGGCGGCGUGCUUCCAAGGGAGAUCUCGCUGCUGGAUGGUCUCUCCAGCCUCACCGUCGCCUCGUGCUCCCUGUCAGGCGUUAUACCCGCAUCACUCGCCUCGAUGCCUCUCCUUCGCCACCUCAACCUCUCCAUCAACAACGUCUCCGGCUCCUUUCCGUUUCGAUCGGCACCGCCGUACUUCCGCUCCGUGGAGGUCAUCGACGUCUAUGACAACAACCUCACCGGUCCCCUCCCGCCUUUCGGCAUGUCGCACGCAAGGAUGCAGCACCUGGACCUUGGCUGGAACCACUUCUCAGGCGGUAUAUCCGAGGAGUACGGUGACAUGAACGGGCUCGAGUUCCUCGGGCUCGACGGUAACUGGCUUUCCGGCCUUGUGCCGCCGUCACUCUCGAGGCUCAGGAGAGUGAAGAGGAUGUAUCUGGGGCACUACAACUCGUUCCAUGGUGGCAUCCCGCCGGAGUUCGGCGAGCUUUCUGCCCUCAUCCAGCUUGAAAUGAGCAACUGCAAUCUCACAGGACCUUUCCCGCCGGAGCUCGGCCGCCUCACUCAGCUCGAAUUGCUCUACUUAUUCUCUAACAACUUGGUCGGCGAAAUCCCGGCUGAACUCGGUAGUCUCAAGAACCUCACGCUCCUGGAUCUCUCUUUCAACCAGCUUACCGGCGAGAUACCGGCAAGCUUCGCCAGUCUAACUAGACUGAAACUACUCAGUCUAACAGGGAACAAACUCCAUGGCGUAAUCCCGGAGUUCGUCGGGGAAUUGCCUCAAUUGGAAAUCGUCCAUGCAUGGCAAAACAACCUUACCGGGGAGAUCCCAGCCAACCUAGGCAAGAACGGCAUGCUGCUGGAACUGGAUGUCACGGACAACCAGCUCAGCGGCACCAUACCGUCCUACCUCUGCGCCGGGAGGCAGCUUCAGUUUCUUUUCCUGAUGCGGAACAAGCUUUCUGGGCCAAUCCCUGAAGACCUCGGUAACUGCAAGACCCUUGCCAGAGUUCGCCUGAACAACAACUUCCUCAGUGGCUCCAUUCCCGCUGGCCUUCUUGAUCUCCCCAUGAAUGACAUGUUGGACCUGAGCAACAAUUUGCUCUCAGGAGAGCUCCCAACGGUGAUUCCCAGUGCUGGGCUAAGGUUUUUGUCAGUUGCAUCCAACAAUCUAUCCGGUCCCGUGGCGCCGGAGAUCGGCCAUCUCAAGAAGUUGUCCUUGCUCAACGCCAGUGCCAAUGCGCUCACGGCCGGCAUUCCACGACAGAUCAACCACUGCGAGUCGCUGAUAGUGAUAGACCUCAGUCGCAACCAGCUCACCGGCGAGAUACCGAAAGAGAUCACAAGCUUGAAGGUUCUGACAGUGCUGUACCUGUCGAGGAACAGAAUCUCCGGUGAGCUUCCGGUGGAGCUCGGUGAGAUGAUCAGCCUCUCGAAGCUGGACGUGUCCUACAACGACCUCAGCGGCCGUGUCUCGCUGCCACAGCUUCAAGGGGUGUUCGCGGUUUCAGACAAGACAGACUUUGAAGGCAACCACGGCCUUUGUGUGGAGCACAUCACUGCCGCUUCGUGCCCCAUCCCCAUGUCGUUGCAGAGUUCACGGCGUUUCAAGCCGAGGAUGUUGCUGUGGAUUGUGCCAACCGCCAGCGCCUUGGCGGUGGUCGUGUGCCUCGGACUAAGGUGGGGGCGCAGGGCGUGGCGGGAGACAGCGAAGCGGCGGCCUGUGACAUGGAAGAUGACACGGUUCCAGAACCUGGAGCUGGGAAUGGACGACGUGCUCCGGUGCCUCAGGGAGGAGAACGUCAUCGGAAGAGGAGGUGCCGGCACCGUGUACCGCUGUGUGACGCGGGACGGCACGGAGAGUACGCGUACACGCUGCGGGUGGACGAGAAGACGGACGUGUAGCUUCGGCGUGGUGCUGCUGGAGCUCGUCACGGGGCGCCGCCCGCUCGGCGACUUCGGCGACGAGAUCGACCUCGUCCACUGGGGGCGGAGCGUCGUGCCGAGACCCACGGACACGGCGGCAGUCCUGGCCGUGGCUGACCCGCGGCUGCCGCCAGAGCCGGCCGGCCUGAUCGCUCGCCUCUUCAGGGUGGGCAUAUCGUGCGUCCGAGAGAGCAGCCAGGCACGGCCCACCAUGCGUGAGGUCGUGCACGUCCUCUCCAGCUUCGUCGUACCACCUGCGGAUCCAGCCUGCUCUGUUUCUGCUCUUCCCCUGUAA
Miscanthus lutarioriparius is the source of this 2517-nucleotide messenger RNA. The record is from the annotation of a GenBank genome assembly. Lineage: Eukaryota; Viridiplantae; Streptophyta; Magnoliopsida; Poales; Poaceae.